Messenger RNA from Pantherophis guttatus, 2329 nucleotides. The record is from RefSeq and is a predicted model, not a curated record. Lineage: Eukaryota; Metazoa; Chordata; Lepidosauria; Squamata; Colubridae.
AUGCUCAGUGCAGGGUGCAUAGAAUUAUGGGAAAUCAACAAAGAUCCCCUUCUCUUGCCCAACCUCACCCUGGGUUAUAAUCUCCAUGACAACUUUCGAGACAAAAUGUUGACAUUGGAUGGUCUGUUGGAUUUGCUUUCGACUGGAGAGGCCAAUGUUCCCAACUACAGCUGCGGAAGGAAGAGAAACAUGCUGGUUCUCCUGGAAGAGACCAACUCUGAUAUAUCCAUCCUUAUGGCUGCCAUAUUGGGCAUCUACAAAAUCCCACAGAUCAGCUACACUUAUAUUUCACCGAUCCUGAGUGAUAAAACUCAGUUACCUUUUUUCUACCGGACCGUCCCCAAAGAAGGUGCUCAAAACCUGGGGAUUGUUAAACUGCUGCUGUAUUUUCGAUGGACAUUCAUUGGAGUCUUUGCUGCAGACACUGAUAACGGAGAACAUUUCAUUAGGACUUUCGUUCCUGUGCUGGCUCAGAAUGGCAUCUGUGUUGUUUUUGCACAAAUCCUUCACCAUUUCCUGAAGAAUCCUCAGAUCUACAACAACACCAUAGAAGGAAUGUAUUUGGAUAGAAAUGGAGAUUUGAUGGCUGACUUUGACAUUGUGAGCUGGGUGUGGUUUCCAAAUAAGUCGACCACCAGAGUGAAAUUUGGGAGUCUAGACAGAGAAGGAACCAUUGGAGUCAAAUUCAGCAUCAACAAGGAAGCUAUCAUGAGCCCUCAGUGGCUCAAUCAGCACUUGCCUCACUCCCAGUGUGUGGAGCCUUGUCAACCUGGCUAUUUCAAGGUGGUCCAGGAAGGAAAACCAAUCUGUUGCUACAACUGCGUCCCUUGUGCAGAAGGGAGCAUUUCCACCCAAGAAGAUGCAGACCACUGCACCAGAUGUCCAGACAAUCAGUAUCAGAACAAGCAUCGAGAUCAAUGUAUCCUCAAAAUUGUCACUUUUUUGUCCCAUCAAGAGUGUUUGGGAAUUAUUCUUACUUUCUUUGCCCUAUUCCUGAUCUUAACCACAGUUUUAGUCUUGGGAAUCUUCAUUAAAUUCCAAGAAACUCCAAUUGUCAAAGCCAACAACCGGGACCUCUCCUAUAUCCUCCUGGUCUCCCUUCUUCUUUGCUUCUUGACUUCCUUUCUCUUCAUUGGACGGCCAAAGAGAACCACCUGCCUUCUCCGACAAACAAUUUUCAGCAUCAUCUUCUCCAUUGCCGUGUCUACCGUCUUGGCCAAAACAGUCAUGGUGGUGCUGGCCUUCCUGGCCACAAAGCCAGGAAACAGAGUGAGAGGAUGGCUGGGCAAGAGUCUGACCAACACCAUCAUCAUUUCUUGUUCCAGUGUCCAGGUUGUCAUUUGUUUCACCUGGUUAGGAGUCUUUCCUUCAUUCCCUGAUUCUGACAUGUAUUCCCAGCCUAGAGAGAUUGUUCUGCAGUGCAAUGAAGGCUCGGUCACUAUGUUUUAUGUUGCCCUUGGUUACAUGGGUUUUCAGGCUGCCAUUUGCUUCAUAGUGGCCUUCCUGGCCAGGAAUCUACCUGGGUCCUUCAACGAAGCCAAGCUGAUCACCUUCAGCAUGCUGGUCUUUUGCAGUGUCUGGAUCUCCUUUGUGCCUACCUAUCUCAGCACCAAAGGGAAAUUCACGGUUGCUGUGCAGGUCUUCUCCAUCUUGGCUUCCAGUGCUGGGCUGCUGGGUUGCAUCUUCAUCCCUAAGUGUUACAUCAUUUUGCUGAGGCCAGAACUGAAUACAAAGGAACAACUGAUGUUCAAAAGUGAAGUAAAAAAGUGAUGCUGAUGGAUGUUCUGGGAGUAUAAUUCCCACCCAAUAUAAUUCUCACCCAUUGGGUACUUUUCAGGAGAAAACACUAUCAGGCUGCUUUUUGAAGUGAUCUCCUGCUUAAGCCUAAUUUCCAUGUUUUUAUGUUUCUGUGUCUGGUAGUAUUAUUUAGCAUUUUGGGCUUCAUUAUCAGCCUUUAAGUGAGGAUGUUAUUAGAAUUUUAGUCUGGCAGUGUUGACCUCCUUUCAGAUUUUAGGAAAACAUGUUUUUCUUCUUUUUUUUCAUGGGGAAAAAGCAGCCUUUUCAACAAUUGAAUCUUAGUCAGUGUAUUCUGAAAGUAAUUGAAUACACUUGCAAGUUUUAAGUAAGAUACUAAUCCAUCUUGGAAAGAGCAUGAUGUAACCCAUAAAUUUACCUCAUGUGGAAAGUAAUUUCUAGUCAAUAUUUUCUAUUGUUCACUUGUCAAAUGUAAUAAAUGUCUUUCAUUCUUUCGUUGGUUUAUUUCUGAUGUAUCACAUGUACCAAAUGUUUGUAACAUUUGUUUCUGUACCCUAUUAAAAGACUUGGACUU